AUGUUACUGUAUUCUGUAGGGAAAAAACACGAGGAAGGCCACGCAAGUUACCCUCAGAGUCCGGCUUUGCAGGUGUGUGUGUGUGUGUGUGUAGGCAGUGGACAGCAGUCUGUAACUGGAGUGGAGAACGCAGAUGAUGCCAACAGUUAUUGGCAGAUUCGUGGGAAGCCUAACCGUCCGUGUCAGCGCGGGGCAGCUAUCAAGUGUGGUCAGGCCAUCCGCAUCACACACAUGAAGACCGGUCGAAACCUCCACACACACCACUUCAGCUCACCCCUGUCUAAUAACCAGGAGGUUAGCGCCUUUGGAGAGAAUGGCGAGGGUGACGACCUGGACGUUUGGACGGUGCAGUGUGACGGUGUUCACUGGGAGCGCGACGAGGCAGUGCGCUUCAAACACGUGGGCACCGAUGUCUUCCUGAGCGUGACAGGCGAGCAGUAUGGCCAUCCCAUCCGCGGCCAGCGGGAGGUGCACGGCAUGAGCACUCCAAACCAGCACAACUGGUGGCGCUCCAUGGAGGGCGUGUUCCUUCAGCCCAGCCAGAUGCCGCUGCGCCACGAUGAGCUCUGACAUCAUCACUAGGAGACAUGUGGAUUCAAUUUGAGGGUUCCAUAGCUCUCCUGGACCAAAUGACGUCAUGUGUGAAGGAUGAAGAAUACUUGACUGAUGACUCAUCUCAGUACAUGUGAAGCACUCAGGGUGGUCUGAGACAAGGAGGAUAAUAUUUUUCCCUAAAAGUUUGAAUAAGAGCAAUGAUACUGUAUGUAGUGUAGGCAUAUGGUCUAUAGACCAGUUUCCUCCUUAGAGAAUUUCGAAGUGAAGGAAAUAUUUUUUGUAAAAACCAAGGCUAGGUUACCAACUAGGCAAAGCAACUACCGCUGGGCCCACAAAAGCCCUUAAAGACACAUGUUCACUGUUGUAAUCUGAAUAAUUUUGUAAAUAUGCACAUCUAAAGAACAAUAUCAGUUGAAAUGUUGAUGGGCCUUGUGUCAAAUAAAACCUUUGUUUUAGUUCAA
This is a messenger RNA of Epinephelus lanceolatus (giant grouper), 1016 nucleotides long. Lineage: Eukaryota; Metazoa; Chordata; Actinopteri; Perciformes; Serranidae. The record is from RefSeq and is a predicted model, not a curated record.